This is a messenger RNA of Limanda limanda (common dab), 1134 nucleotides long. RefSeq names its product CLN6 transmembrane ER protein b (gene cln6b). The record is from RefSeq and is a predicted model, not a curated record. The transcript has 8 exons. Lineage: Eukaryota; Metazoa; Chordata; Actinopteri; Pleuronectiformes; Pleuronectidae.
AUGCAGCCGAGCGUCAGGAAGAGGCCGAGCUCCGGAGCAGCGAUGUUCACCUGCAGUCGCUCGGCCAGUUCUGCAGAGUCGGUUCUGCCGAAGCCUCGGUUCCACCUGGACCUCUGGCUCAGCUUCACCGUCCAGAACUGGGUCCUGGACGUGGGCCGACCUGUUGCCACGCUCCUCCUCCCAGAGAACCUGUUUCCUCUGAACCGUCCUGGUGCAGCAGAGCUUCUCCACCUCCUCUACAACGUCACGGCUCCGCUCAUCCUGCUCAAAGUAACUGCAUCAGAACACGUCACACAGAACACGUGACUCAGAACACGUCACACAGAACACGUGACUCAGAACACGUCACACAGAACACAACACGUUAACACGUUUCUCUGUUCUCCAUCGCAGAUGCUGGAGCGCAGUCCCAGGAUCCUUCCCGUCCCGGUCGUCCACCUCGGCAUCAUCUCCAUCGUCAUGGGAACCAGCUUCCACCUGGUGGCCGACCUCAUCAGUCGUCGGCUCGUGUUGAUUGGCUACGAGCUGCACCUGUCAGUCAGAGAGAACCCGGUGAUGCAGGAGCUCAGGCCCUCCUCAUUGGUGGGUACCGGGUCAGACUCCAUGAUAAAAGAUGAACGUGACAGAAGUCUUUUUGUUCUGCAGAUGGAUUUGUUCGAGCUCCUGUUUGGUUCCGACGACUCUCUGGGUCACAUGAUGUGGUAUGUUCCUCUGUUCCUCGUGCUCCUGUUCUUCUUCAGCGGUUGUUUCUGCCACCGGACGCAGGCGGACAGGAUGACCCCGGCGGCCUGGACGCUGCUCCUUCCAAACACCGCCUACUACUGGUUCCUGAUGACUGAAGGUCAAACCUUCAUCCUCUUCAUCUUCACCUUCUUUGCAAUGACCGCCACAGUGAUGCACCAGAGGGGGCGGGGCCUGGUCCCUGACAGUAACGGCCUCUUCAUGCUCAGCAGCUUCUCUGCUGCUCUGGUCCUGGUGCUGCUCUGGGUUUUGUGUCUGUGGGACGACGGCGUCCUGAGGAGGAAACACCCGGGGCUGAUCUACGUCCCUCAGCCUGGUGCUGUCUAUUCACUGCACCUCCACCAGGUCAACUCCACCAGGUCGACUCCACCCACACCUGACCUGCUCCUCUGA